GGAAUCCUCUCUGAGUAUAAAUAAAGAGUGAGGAGCGCCAUAUUCCUUCCCCUCUCUCUUCCUUGUUUGUGGGAACAUUAUGGAGCCCAGAUUCGUAAUCUCCGCAUCGGAGGCCGAAUCCCAAUCAAUCUCCAAACUCCUCCCUUCCCUCGUUUCCUCUUCUCAGUCCCUCGCCCGUCCUUCCAUCUCCAACUUUCCCGUCGCCGCCGUCGGACUCGCCGCCUCCGGCCGCAUCUUCGUGGGCGUGAACGUGGAGUUCCCCGGCCUCCCCUUCCACCACACCAUCCACGCCGAACAGUUCCUCCUCACCAACAUGGCCAACAACGCCGAGACCCGCCUCGACUCCUUCGCCGUCUCCGCCGCCCCCUGCGGCCAUUGCCGCCAGUUCCUUCAAGAACUCCGCGACGCCCCCGACAUCCAAAUCCUCAUCACCUCCCACAAAAACCCUCACUUCAGCCCUCUCUCCCACUUCCUCUCCCACCACUUCGGCCCCCACGACCUUCUCCCCAAAACCGUCCCUCUCCUCUUGGAGCCUCGUCACAACGCUCUCUCUCUUCCCCAAAACGAUCAUUUCAACGCUCUUGCGAUUGCGGCGUUGGAGGCCGCCAAUAACUCUCACGCGCCCUACAGCGCGUCCCCCUCCGGCGUCGCGCUUCUCGAUUCCAAGGGGAAUGUUUUUAAAGGCUCUUACAUUGAGUCCGCUGCUUAUAACCCCAGCUUGGGACCGCUUCAGGCCGCCAUCGUCGCCUUCAUCGCCGGCGGCGGUGGGGAUUAUGAAGAGAUUGUUGCGGCGGUGUUGGUGGAGAAGGAAGGGGCGGUCAUCAAACAGGAUCACACUGCAAGGUUGCUGCUCCAUUCCAUAGCGCCACGCUGCCACUUCAACAAUUUUCUUGCUUCUCAAUCUCCUUCAACUUGAACAUUGUUUUUUUUUCUCUCUACCCUAAAUUAAUAAUAUAUAUAUAUACUAUUUGAGAGUGGAUUUGGAUGCACCCUUACCUGACCUCACCCUGUAAUAAUGUGAUUGUCACGGAUAGACAUGGUGAUGGUCUAUAAUAAUCCCCUUCCUAUUUAUGCCUAUGUGGUUCUAAUAUUUUAAGACAAGCUUUUUCUUUUUGUAUAUUGUUACAUCUAAUGAAGAAUAUUGUCCUGUCUCUCUCGCA
This is a messenger RNA of Glycine soja, 1160 nucleotides long. Its product is annotated as cytidine deaminase 1-like. The record is from RefSeq and is a predicted model, not a curated record. Gene Ontology annotation, molecular function: cytidine deaminase activity; zinc ion binding. The coding region runs from base 80 to 916 and encodes 278 amino acids. Gene Ontology annotation, cellular component: cytosol. Lineage: Eukaryota; Viridiplantae; Streptophyta; Magnoliopsida; Fabales; Fabaceae. The transcript has a single exon.